This is a messenger RNA of Lotus japonicus, 827 nucleotides long. RefSeq lists its product as uncharacterized. Lineage: Eukaryota; Viridiplantae; Streptophyta; Magnoliopsida; Fabales; Fabaceae. The record is from RefSeq and is a predicted model, not a curated record. Bases 20 to 565 code for a protein of 181 amino acids. Gene Ontology annotation, molecular function: calcium ion binding. The transcript is spliced from 9 exons.
AUUUUUGUUUUUGUUUUUUAUGCUUGUUGAUACUGUUUUGAGCAGAAUGGAUGAAAUGGAGAAAAAGGCAGUGCUCCGGGAGUGGUUCGACCGAGUUGACUCGGAGAAAACUGGAAGCAUAACAGCGCCCCAACUCAAGACGGCCCUGGCCGUGGGCAACCUCGAGUUUCCGCUCUCAGUUGUUCAGCAGAUGAUCAGGAUGUGCGACUUUGAUAGGAAUGGUACCAUGAGCUUUCAAGAAUUUGUUGCUCUCAACACCUUCCUUCUUAAGGUUCAGCAUGCAUUUUCUGAUCUAGAGAGGGGUCGUGGUUUUCUUGUACCUGAUGAUGUAUUUGAGGCUUUGGUAAAAAUUGGUUUCAUGCUGGAUUCUCCUGCUUUCUACUCUGUCUGUGAGAGCUUUGAUCAAAGUAAAAAUGGGAGGCUUCGGCUGGACGACUUCAUAUCGCUCUGUAUAUUCUUACAAUCAGCUCGGAAUCUGUUUAAUUCAUUUGACGCAGCGAAACAAGGCCGAGUUACACUUGAUCUGAAUCAGUUUGUCUAUUGCACUGCCAAUUGUAGAAUAUGAUUCAACUAUGUGACGGCCUGUGAAGAUGAUCUACAAAUACUGCACUUUGUAAAACACCUCAAACUCAUAGUUUAGAGGUGAUGAUCAGCUAGGAGACUAAUUUCCCUUUGUCUGUAAAAUGCUAUAUAGCUUGUAGUUUUUGUCAGAAACAAGCAGUUUUCUUUCUCUAAUCCUCAUGCAAUGCAUGAGAUGUAUUCAUGCAAACUUUGUGGCUGUGCUUAGUUAUAAAUGAUUAUGAUAAAACAUGAAAAUCUUAAAGAUA